Acanthamoeba castellanii str. Neff is the source of this 768-nucleotide messenger RNA. RefSeq lists its product as uncharacterized. Lineage: Eukaryota; Discosea; Longamoebia; Acanthamoebidae. The record is from RefSeq and is a predicted model, not a curated record. The transcript is spliced from 2 exons. Bases 1 to 768 code for a protein of 255 amino acids.
AUGGGCGUCAACAGCAACGAACUCACCACACUUGGAUUCAUACAGCUGCCCAUCUCACUGGGUUCCAUGACACAGGCAGUCAAGUUCCACAUCAUGCCAGCCUGCCCUGCGUCAGUCCUCCUGGGAACCAGGGCUCUGCACAAUUUCAGCAUCACCAUUCAGUUCAAGAGGCAAGAGCUGGUGCUGCCUGGUGGCAAAGCAGUCCCAUUCCUGGUCACAGCAGCAACAGCAGCCCAAUACAGGGUGUUCCUGUCAGAGGAGCUGGUUGCAGAAGGCCCCACCCCAUGGACCAACAACAGUGUCAACCUGUUGGUGGAACCAACCAAGUGGGGCAGCGGCCUCAAGACAGCAAGGGUGGCACAAGCAUUAGCUGAUGGGUGGCACAACAAGGAGGGCAAGCACUGGACCAUGACCAAUGUGGCCAAUUUCUCCAUGAGACCAAUACACCUGUCAGCCAGCACACCACUGGCCAAGGCCAAGUGGGUGGAGGACAACUGGGUCUGCUCAGCAGUGGAGCCUGGAGCAGUGGAGGGGCCAGGGACCCCCUUUGAUGGUGUGGCACCAGGGAGCAAGGUCAAGGUGGAGACCCCUGUCAACAGUGGGAUGUCAGAGGGCAUGUCCAAGGCGCCCUACCACAACACACUGAGCUGGGAGCCCAUGGCCACAGCAACUGCGGUGGACAUCAAUGGCAUGGUCAGCAGAGCAGACACUGGCCUUUCAGCAAAUGGAGGUGGAGUGUCUGUGAACCCUGCUUACACUGAAUUGUGA